AUCCACUUGGAAUUUUCUUUGACAUGUGGUGUUUGGUGUCCACACGAGAUUUUCCAUUACCCCUUUUUGUGCAAUGCUUCGUUUUCUCCUCUUUCUCUCCUCCACGGUAAGCCAUAAACUCUACCUCAAAAAUUAUUGCUUACUGUGAUUAUUGGUGUAAUAAAAACUAUACAAAGUUUGACAUUUUUUAGGAAAGUUCUUCUUGCUGUAUGUUAUUUAGUGUGACCCAGAUGGUUUUUUGAGUCCUUUUUUAAUUUUCAUUAAGGAUUUUUUAGAGAUUUAUCAUAAAUUUCAUAUGAUAACUAUGGAUACUUUGCUCAAAACACCAAACAAGCUUCAAUUUUUACACCCACUUCAUGGUUAUUCAGAAAAAUUGAGCAAUUAUUCAGCCUCCUAUAGUAAGUUGCAAAACCAUGAGCUUAGAUUUGGUUCCAAAAAACCAUUUUUGAAGUGGGGUAAAUGUGUUUGUGGUUUGAGGGCUAGUAGCAGUGCACUUUUGGAGCUUGUUCCUGAAUUUAAGAAAGAGAAUUUGGAUUUUGAACUUCCUUUGUAUGAUUCAUCAAAAGGAACUGUUGUGGAUCUUGCUGUUGUUGGAGGUGGUCCUGCAGGUCUUGCAGUAGCACAGCAAGUUUCUGAAGCAGGGCUUUCAGUUUGUGCUAUUGACCCAAACCCUAGAUUAAUUUGGCCUAAUAAUUAUGGUGUUUGGGUGGAUGAAUUUGAAGCAAUGGAUUUACUUGAUUGCCUUGACACAACUUGGUCUGGUGCUGUUGUUUAUAUUGAUGAUAAAACGAAAAAGGAUCUUGAUAGACCUUAUGGCAGGGUUAAUAGGAAGCUUUUGAAGUCAAAGAUGCUACAAAAAUGCAUAUUAAAUGGUGUGAAGUUUCACCAAGCUAAAGUUAUCAAGGUCAUUCACGAGGAUACCAAAUCAUUGCUGAUUUGUAACGACGGUGUCACGGUUCAGGCUACUGUUGUUCUUGAUGCUACUGGCUUUUCAAGAUGUCUUGUUCAGUAUGAUAAACCGUAUAACCCAGGUUACCAAGUUGCUUACGGGAUUUUGGCCGAGGUUGAUGAACACCCGUUUGAUGUCGAUAAAAUGCUUUUUAUGGACUGGAGAGAUUCACACUUGGACAAUGACAAGGAACUCAAGGAGAGAAACAGUAAAAUACCUACUUUUCUGUAUGCAAUGCCGUUUUCAUCCACCAAGAUAUUUCUUGAAGAAACGUCUCUUGUUGCGCGCCCUGGGUUACGUAUGGAUGAUAUACAGGAUAGAAUGGUUGCUAGGUUGAAACAUUUGGGUAUUAAUGUGAAAAGCAUUGAAGAAGAUGAGCAUUGUGUCAUUCCCAUGGGUGGCCCACUUCCAGUUCUCCCUCAGAGAGUUGUUGGAAUUGGCGGUACAGCCGGGAUGGUUCAUCCUUCAACCGGGUAUAUGGUAGCAAGGACACUAGCUGCAGCUCCUAUCAUUGCUAACGCUAUCGUUCGGUAUCUUGGUUCUGAUAGAGGUCUUUCAGGAGAUGAAAUAUCUGCACAAGUAUGGAAAGACUUAUGGCCAAUCCAAAGGAGGCGACAAAGGGAGUUCUUUUGUUUCGGUAUGGACGUCUUACUGAAGCUUGAUUUACCUGGCACAAGGAGAUUUUUCGAUGCAUUUUUUAAUCUGGAACCUCAUUAUUGGCAUGGAUUCUUAUCAUCAAGACUGUAUCUUCCUGAGCUCUUAUUUUUUGGACUAUCUCUAUUUUCUUAUGCUUCAAAUACAUCUAGGGUAGAGAUUAUGGCAAAGGGAACUCUUCCUUUGGUAAAUAUGGUCAAAAACUUAAUACAAGAUAAAGAAUAAGAUUACUUUCUACUAAUAUGUGUUGUAUGCUACAAAUGUUAUACACUUUCACUUGUAGAUUUCCAAUAAAUAUAUUACAUUGGUUUAAAUCCUGUUAUUCCUC
Messenger RNA from Cicer arietinum (chickpea), 1931 nucleotides. RefSeq names its product lycopene beta cyclase, chloroplastic. NCBI's taxonomy places the organism in Eukaryota, Viridiplantae, Streptophyta, Magnoliopsida, Fabales, Fabaceae. Gene Ontology annotation, biological process: carotenoid biosynthetic process. The record is from RefSeq and is a predicted model, not a curated record. Gene Ontology annotation, molecular function: oxidoreductase activity, acting on paired donors, with incorporation or reduction of molecular oxygen.